AUGCAUCUCAUCUUGACUGGUGCCACCGGCCUGGUGGGCACUGCCGUACUCGACGCAAUGCUCAAAACCAAGGACAUCAGCAAAAUAUCCGUCCUCAGCAGGCGGCCCGUGAAGUUCCAGGACGACCGCAUCAACGUUAUCAUCCACCAGGACUUUGCCUCAUAUGAACGCGACAUCCUCGACAAGCUAGAAGGGGCUCAGUCUUGCGUCUGGGCCCUUGGAAUCAGCCAGACACAAGUCAGCAAAGAGGAGUACAUCGACAUAACAAAAGCAUACCCCCUUGCCGCAGCAAAGGCUUUCCAGUCUCUCCCACCCCAGACCGAGACCAAGCAGCCCUUCCACUUCGUCUACGUCUCCGGGGACGGCGCCACCUUCACCCCAGGCCGCUUCACCCCGUUCUUCGGCCGCAUCAAGGGCGAGACCGAGCUUGCCCUGGCCGAGAUGCAGAAGGCAAAUCCUUCUUCGUUCCGCGCCAGCACCGUCCGCCCGGGCGUGGUCGACUGGACGGGCCAUGCCGAAGUGAAGCCUUUCCUGCCCGACAUCGGGCUGUUUAGGAGCGUUGCGGGGGUUGUCAUGUCCCACAUCACGAAGCGUGUCGCUCCGAGCAAGUGGAGCCCCACAGAGCCUCUGGGGAGGUUCCUAACCGGCAUGGCCAUGGGGAUGUGGGACGGUGCUCUGGAGGGGGAGGGCGUCCAACGCUUGCCCAGUGGCUUCACAGUAGUGGACAAUAACGGGAUCAGAAGGCUGAUUGCGGGGGGGCUUGAUGAGGUGACUAGGCAUGGCAGGGACGUUAGUUAG
Molecule: messenger RNA, 798 nt
Organism: Chaetomium strumarium
Lineage: Eukaryota; Fungi; Ascomycota; Sordariomycetes; Sordariales; Chaetomiaceae
Exons: 2
Coding region: 1-798 (265 amino acids)
Source: RefSeq, a predicted model, not a curated record